Messenger RNA from Engraulis encrasicolus (European anchovy), 1767 nucleotides. RefSeq names its product N-terminal asparagine amidase (gene ntan1). Gene Ontology annotation, biological process: ubiquitin-dependent protein catabolic process. Gene Ontology annotation, molecular function: protein-N-terminal asparagine amidohydrolase activity. Gene Ontology annotation, cellular component: nucleus. The transcript is spliced from 10 exons. The record is from RefSeq and is a predicted model, not a curated record. NCBI's taxonomy places the organism in Eukaryota, Metazoa, Chordata, Actinopteri, Clupeiformes, Engraulidae. The coding region runs from base 128 to 1078 and encodes 316 amino acids.
GUGGCCAUGAGUAGCUGGGACUGGGAUGGUAGUUUGAUCACUAGCUAGUUUGUAGCCCGUUUAACUUAGUUAAACACGGUGAAGUGAUAAAAUGUCAUGAUCCGAUUUAGACACCACGCGCGAAGAGAUGCCACUAUUCCUUCAAAAUCGGCAGAUUGAUCGAGUGAGCACAACGGCAGAGUUAUUCGGCAAGCAUUCACACUUGCAGGAAAACGCUCGUGUGUUUCGUAGCAAAACACCGACCACUGUCGACCCGAAAUGUCUGCUGUAUGUACAGCAACGCGAGUAUGCAGCCACAACCCCUUCAGACAAAUCUGUCACGGUCAUCGGGUCUGCGGAUGCCACAACCUGUCACUUAGUUGUGUUGCGACACACAGGAAGUGGAGCGACCUGCCUUGCUCAUUGUGAUGGUUCAAGGACGUGGUCGGAGGUGUCCCUUAUAACAAAGGCUGUCGCCUCUUUAACCGGUGCUGUAAAGGAUGGCAGAUUUGAGCUUCACCUUGUUGGAGGAUUUGAUGACGAAUCCCAGACUUCCCACACUCUCAGCCUUAAUCUUCUGGUGGCCUUUCACGAACAAGAUGAGGAGAUCCAUCUAGAGACAUGUUGCAUUACAGAGUUGAACGACGAGCUUGUGGGUGGUGUGCAUCGUCCAGUGGUGUAUGGAAUAGGUGUAAAUGUGAAGACGGGUGAGGUGUUCCCGGCCUCCUUUCCAACCCGAGGGCCUGCGGAGGAGCUGCGGUCAGCACGCACCUUCACAGGGGGACAGAUGGCUGAAAUCUACAACUCCAGCAAAGAGCAAGUAGAAAUCGCCCCAUGCAAGUGGUCACCCAACAGGGAUAUUGCCUUCUGGUUAGCACAGGAUGACGACACCAUCUUACAGUACCUGUCGACGUCCCCGAUGGCGGAGCCGCCACACUUUGUGCAGCACAUCAAGUCCACCAUCCAGUUCCUCCUCGACCACCCGACCGCCGACGGCUGCUUCCCCGGCUCGCAGCCCCAGAUCUUCAAACGCAUGCCGCAGGGCGAGUGGGAUCUCGUCUCUCCUUCUCCAGCCUCUCCCCCUUCUCCGCAGGAGUAAAGGGGGUGUGCGGUGCGGCGCGGCACGGCAGGCUCUUUCGAGGAACCGUGGAACUCGGAUCUUUUCCUUAAGUACAAAAAAAAACAAAUCACUGUGACCUUCUUCCCCUACAUGCCUCGGUGGGAACUUUUGGAGAUGGAGGGCCAAUGAUGUUAGCAACAGGCAACACGCACGCAGGGGUCUAAUGGACAUGUGAAGACAUCAGCUGACUCUGCUCUGAAUGAACACAGCCAGCAUGUUCUUUUUGACAACAAUAUGUCAAGAAAGUCACUUUACUGAAAAUCGUCUGAACAACAACAACAACAACAACAACAACAACCAUGGAAUGUCCAUGAGAGAACCUCUAUCUCAACUUCCUGUUUUGAAAUGGUGACGGGGAAAAAAACUAAAUGAUCUUAAGAAUGUGGAUAAGCGGACUUUCGUAGAAAACAAACAACAUCUAAACAAUAGAGGUGUUAUAAAUAGUCUUUUGCUUUCACCCAAGCCCUCAAUAAUAAUGUUCAGUUUUUUGGGGCUUUUGUUAAAAUGUUUCACCUACGUGGGCCUUAUGACCGACCAGCAGCACCAUUCUAAAUGGACGUGUGUUGUGUUGACUACAUUAUGCUACUCCUCCAAGCCUGAACAUUUGAGCUUUUUUUUAAAUGUCAAAUCAUUAGGUAAACCAGAUUCCAAAUAAACAAACCUCUACA